Messenger RNA from Ooceraea biroi (clonal raider ant), 2173 nucleotides. RefSeq lists its product as uncharacterized. Lineage: Eukaryota; Metazoa; Arthropoda; Insecta; Hymenoptera; Formicidae. The record is from RefSeq and is a predicted model, not a curated record.
ACAAAACAAAUUCGUCGUUAAAGUUCAAUUAUUUUAUGCACCGAUAGUUGAAUUUAGAAGUGGAUUCCAACCCUUUUUCUGUACAAGAAAAAACAUUUAGAAAAAAAGUCUUCAAUUUUUUGGUUUUUUUUAUUUUUAAUACGCCAUAUUUUUUUCUGAGGCACGGAGGCUCAAUUUUGACCUCGGAAUUCGAAAGAGCACACCCAAAAAUAGUAAGAAUCAUUGUUUUGGUAAAAAUAUGCUUCGUGAUUCUUUCCGAGAAUGAGGCUGGAAAAUGAGCAAAGAAUUCGAGCUUGUUGGGUGUUAAUGGGUUAAUCGAAUGCGAAUAUGAAGGUGUUCUUUUUUAAAGUCGGGUACUAGGUUCACAUAGCUUACAUACAGUACACUGUAUUUCACAACCUAAAUUAUUGUAAAUUCUUAUAUAAAAUACUUCACAUUACAUCAAUUUUUGUUUUAAUUAUAUUGGCAGAUUAACGUCGUCUUACAUGGCAGUAAUCUUUUUUCAUGCUUGGAUCUUGCCACGUCUUGGUUCAGGACCUUUUUGGAAGCAUAAACUCGAACAAGAAAGCAUACGAUGUGUUACUAAUUGGUGGACGAAUCUGUUAUACAUCAAUAAUUAAGUAAAGUCGUCAGAAAUUGUAAGGAAUGUGUGUUUAAAUUAGUUAAUGUAUUAUUAUAUGCGAAAUAAUUGUUAAAGUUAUUUAUACACGUAUAUCUUAAUUGUAUUCAUCUAUUUUAGUGUAUGUUUCAAUCAUAUUAUUUAUCUGCCAAUUUUCAAUUUUUCAUUCUUAAUCAAUUUAUAAUUUAUGCAUUCUGGCGCAUGUUGCGUAAAAUCGGAUAUUUCUUCCUCGGAACACUAACGUUUGCUAGUUGCUUGAUACCAUUUAUUGCAGCAUAUUCUUAUGGCGCAAUACCUGUUUUGGCAAUAUUUACAGUAAGUUAUUUUGUUAUAUUUGUUACUUACACGUUAUGUUAUGCAGUGUUUUAAUAUGAAACAUAUUUCUUUUUACACGUUUUACACGUUUUAGAGACAGAACGUUUGUUACAUCUGUAUCAGCAAAUGCUAAGUUCUAUAAUCUAUAAUUAUUUUCUGCAAAAUUCUGAGUCACUUUAACUUUUUCAGGGCGCAUAAACUAGAAGAUGUACUUUAUUACAUAAAUUAUUACAUAAAAACACAUAUGUGUGCACCUGCAAAUCUCAUUGGUGUAAUCGCUGGUGCAAUACUUUAUGAUCAUGGAAGAAUAAAAUGGCGACUGUCGAAAGUACUUGCAUUGUUCUGGUAUUUACAAUAUGUUUUCAACUCAGUUAACAUGUGGAAACCUAUAGCUCUUUAUAUUUUGCAGUUCUGGUCACAUAUACUAGUGGUACCGUUGCCGGUGAUUGUAAUCGUUGUUUUUCACGUAUGGUCACGUAAAAUCUUUAUACCAUAUGAUAAUUGGUCAAUUUUCAAAAAUACAUUUUAUGCAUUUUGGUUUAGAUUAAUACCUGCGUUGUGGACCUGCACAAUGAUAGUUGUACUAUCUACUGGUAGCCAAUUAGAAUUUUACCAUAAUAUUUUUACUCCUCGCUGGGUUCAACCAUUGGCAGUAUUGACUUACGGAGUCUAUCUCAUCGCUGAUAUAUUCCACGCUUUUCACAUUGGACGAGCCAGAAGCGCCAAAAUGUUUUCCUGUUUUAAUGUAAUAUGGGAAAGUAUAUCGACUGUGAUUACAUCCUUUGUGGUCUCUUUAUUCAUCGCGAUAUGCAUCAAGAUGCCAUUUAGACAACUGGUAAAACAAUUCUACUCUUCGAAGAAGUAAUAAUACUGAUAAAAGGUAGUAAUAAUAAAUAAGAUUAAAAAAAUAAAAAUUGCUCAUUCUUGUUGUUUAUAUUUGAUUGCCAGAAUCCAUCUGUAUUGUUAUAAUGGAACAGUAUAAGAAGGGAAAGAAAGCAAAAAUGUCUACAAAUUUUUGCGGAGUGGCAGCAUAAUAAUGUAUUUGAACUACGUUAUUUACAGGAACCCACAAAAAUAUUUUUUGAGUUUGAUGAACUUGAAAAAUGGUGUAAUGUAGAUCAAAGUAAUGGAAACGUAAUUUUUUAAGUGUUCAUUCGCAUGGUGGUUAGAAGAUAAAAUACCACUUUGACAAAAAUCAUUUCUUGUUUUUCAGUCUGAAAUAAAUGAUUUAUGCAAUAA